Molecule: messenger RNA, 1961 nt
Organism: Oryzias melastigma (Indian medaka)
Lineage: Eukaryota; Metazoa; Chordata; Actinopteri; Beloniformes; Adrianichthyidae
Product: B-cell linker protein
Exons: 17
Coding region: 242-1354 (370 amino acids)
Biological process (GO): cell surface receptor protein tyrosine kinase signaling pathway; intracellular signal transduction
Source: RefSeq, a predicted model, not a curated record
AGGGGAACUGAGGAGGCGGGUCGUUUCUGAUGUGCGUUUCAUUUAGAGGAAGACAGUGUGACAGCAGGUGUGGUUGUCGGUCUGUCUGCUGUUUCAGGUAGGAAAUGCAAAUAAAUCCAGUGAGAGUGGCUGCAUGUUCUCACUGCAUCACAGGAGUUUAAUCUUCACAACCAUUUGCAUCUGAGGACCCGAGCAAAGACUUCCUCAUGGCUUAAUCGCUGGUCAGGCUGGACCUCAAAUCAUGAAAAUGACCUUUUUUGGAAAACUGAAGAACCUGAACGCUGGACCUCCAGCUCCUCCCAGACGGCCAGGCAACUCUGGAUUUGAUUGGCCACAAGAUGAGUUUACGGAUGAUGAGGAAGGGGACAUGUAUGAAGCCCCUCCCUGUGAGCGUCCGGCAGUCAAAGUGCCACAGACCCAAGUACAGGACAACAUUUAUUUGGAGAGGACGACCAACCCAGGUAUUCCCAAGAGGGAGGCUGCUCCUCUACCUCCCCAAGCACCUAAAAAUAUGAAACGCCAACAACGUCAAGAUUUAAUCAAUGAUAUGAAAAAACCGCCUGAAGUAGACAGAAAUGACAAGCCUGGGAGGAAGAAGAUGAUGCCUCCUCCUCCUCCUCCAGUCUCUGAGUCCAAUGAGGAAGAUGUCUAUCUGGAUCCAAACCAGGAGCCGGAAGAAAAUGAUGACCUGUACUUGGAACCAGAAGCAGCGUGCUCUCCUGGUCCACGUGCACCAAUGAGGAAGCCGCCGUCUCCCUCGACGGCUGCAGUUCCCAUGCCGAUGGCAAAGCCUCCGAUUCCUGGAGGGAAAUCUAGUUCAAUGUUUCCUCCAGUGAUUGACAGAAAAACAGGUCAGGAGUCAUCUUCUGUAUUAACACAAAAUGUCAGCCAGCCUGCUAAGUAUAAGCAUCCCACAUGUCGCACCGAAUUUGCCACUCUUACUCCCGGUGUGAGCUAUCUGCUAAAGCCUCAGGGUGGAAUGAGAGUGAAUAAACCGUUGAGGGAUGAGGACAAAGAGUGGUUUGCUGGAGACUGUACAAGAAAAACAGCCGAGGAUUUCCUGGAAAGAGUCAACAAGGACGGUGCCUUCCUCAUUCGCCACAGCUCGGACCAGAGAACCAGUCAGCCCUUCACCCUCGCCGUUCUCUACCAGCAGAAGGUCUACAACAUCCCCAUCCGCUUCCUGGAGGACGUGCAAGGUUACGCCCUUGGAAAAGAGGGCAAAACGAACGAAGAGACGUUCAGCAGUCUCGAUGAGAUGAUUUCUCACCACAAGAAGAAUAAACUGCUCCUGAUUGACAGCAAGAGCCAGGCCAAGCACUCAGUACAUUUAACUUACCCUGGACGCCCUUAAAACUGCAUUUACAAGAUGAUGAGUAGAGUCACAAGGUCAAAAGUUUAAUGUUUGUCCGAGAAGUUCAGUCACUUCUCCAUGAAACCAGCAAAACAAAGAACUAUAAAUAAUCUAGAAACACAACAAGUUCCUGACAGAAGAGCGGAUGAAGAUCAGAUGUCAUUUGUGGUUUUUAUAAGCAUUUUUUUCAUUUACAUUGUGUCGUAUCUUUAAGAGAAGUGUAAACUGUAAUUUCCUGGAUGAAAUGAUAGCCUGUUAGUAAAUGCAAUCCUUUGUUUUAGCGUCUGUAAACACAAACUGGAUAUUUCUGCUUGUAUAAAUGAGGAGUGCAUCUUUAUUUUCCACUCUUGUAUUAUAUUAUCUGAUGUUACAUCUGGAGGAAUCACUACUUUUUUAGCAACAGCCUCAUUUGUGAAAACAGUGGGACUGUGCAAAACAGGAAAACUUUCGCAAGUUUAGUUCUUUUUUUUUUUUUAUGCAAGAAAACUCAUAAAGCAUUUCAGAUGUUAAAAUAAACUGCAUUGCAAAAGCUUCCAAGCUUUUUAAAUUAGGAAUUCGAUUAAUAUUUCUACAGCUUUUGUUUAGUGUACUUUUUUUGAUUGACACG